GCCAGGAGCGACGCGUGCAUGUAAAUGGUCCAUUCCAACUGGCCAAUAUCUUUUAGUGGCUAGGCCGUCUUUUGAGAGGACGAAGGAGAAGUUCCAGUGAGGCCGCUACCGGCAAGACCUCUCGCCAACCACCUCAACGAACAUUCCACGGUCAGUACCUGCGAGGAAUGAAGUACUUUGUGUGAGGAAGAAGAAAAAGAAGUGUGACAUUCCAGACUGAUCAACGAACUUUCAAGUAACCAACAUGUCUUCUCGCAAGACGAAGCGCUCAAAGAGCUUUCAUAAGCCAUCCUCUCCGUCGCUUGGGGAAAGACGCCAUGAACCACCUGCCCUGCUCCCUCUGCCCUCUCCACCGCAAAAUGCACCCGCGGAUCAACCAUGUUCUCCUGACGACAGCAUUCAGAUAACCGGGAAUGCAGCCAUGGAAGCCCUGAUGAAUAUGCAGCCGGAGGCGAAGGGUGCGACUCCAAGGUACGAAGACUCAAUACCGAUGACCAGCGGGAAUCACGUGACUGCAGUGUUUACAGCAUGUCUCGCCUCUUGCGCCAUGGGAACUGGGGUUGGCUAUGGAUCUCCUGCGCUGUCUCAGCUAGUAAAGGAGACCAGGUUCGGAUCAUCCCCACAUUCUCAGGAAGCCGUCUGGUUCAACGCUGUGCUUCCACUCGUCGCCGUUCCGGGUGCCUUGGCAUCUUGGCUAAUUCUCAAGCAUCUAGGCAACCGCAAAACCUUGCUGCUGUCCGCGAUCGGUCUAAUUUGCAGCUGGUUGACGGUAAUCUUGUCGAGCAGCACUGUAACGUUGUACGUGGGGCGAGGCAUAGGAGGUUUCUACAGCGGCAUCGUGUCCGUCUGCGUCCCGCUCUACGUCACAGAAGUGAGCCCUGCUGGACGAAGAGCUUUUCUUGGAAGCGGAGUCGAGAUAGCUGCCGGUGCGGGCAUCUUACUGCCUUAUCUCUUCUGCCCGCUCCUCCACUGGCGCUGGUUGGCUGCCUUGUGUAUCACCCCAGCAGCACUUCUACUGACCCUCUCCGGCUCACUCUUGGAGUCCCCCCUGUGGCUGCAUAGCAAGGGACGUCGCGAGGAUGCUGACCGUGCCAUACAGGGACUCUACGGCUUCAAUUUGCUUGCGGAGCUCAAUUUCCAAAGAAUGGACCGUGACGCCAAGAUAUGCAAUAACGUACCGAUGGCCAAGGUUUCUAUGCGCGUGGCAAUAUGUCUGUCCCUACAGUUCCUGCAACAGUCUUCCUGCGUGACCGUGGUCUUCUUUAACGCCGUCCAGAUCUUCGGUGCAGUCAGUCCCGAUACGGCUUCCACGUCCAGCUCUCUGGCAGCCGCAUUCCACGUGGCUAUCACCUUUAUCUUCAGCAUGCUUACCGCUGACGUUGGUCGGCGAUGGCUUAUAUUGCUGUCCGUGUUUUUCGUGACAGCGGGAUUUACGAUGUUUAAUUUCAUGGACCACAUCCGGCGUGCAUUUGACGCCGAGAAAGUGGAAGACGACACCGGAAAGGCAGCCCUUUUCUCCGUCUGUUUCGUAGUCAUCGGCUACUCAGUUGGACUCAGUCAUAUCCCUUGGGUGCUGCUGGGUGAGCUGAUGCCCUACAAAGUUCGCUACGCAGGCACGGCAGUCACCAUAGCCCUUCAGUGGACCCUGAGCUACUUGCUGGUGCAGUUCAACUGGGCAGCCAUCAGCAUUUUUCAGUUCCAGGGGACAUUCGUGGGUUACAGCGUUGGCGCACUUCUCUUGUGUGGAGUUACUCUGUUUGGAGUUCCCGAAACACAGGGAAAGCCCCUCGCUGAGAUAGAUGCCACCUGAUCCGCAGGUCAUCUUAUGACGGAACCACGUCAGAUAAUUCAGGACCGCAGCGAAAAAAGAAAUAAAAGCGAUAGUCGUUUUUGGG
Messenger RNA from Ornithodoros turicata, 1895 nucleotides. RefSeq names its product solute carrier family 2, facilitated glucose transporter member 8-like. The record is from RefSeq and is a predicted model, not a curated record. Gene Ontology annotation, molecular function: transmembrane transporter activity. Lineage: Eukaryota; Metazoa; Arthropoda; Arachnida; Ixodida; Argasidae. Gene Ontology annotation, biological process: transmembrane transport. Gene Ontology annotation, cellular component: membrane. The coding region runs from base 245 to 1810 and encodes 521 amino acids. The transcript has 7 exons.